AGGAGACACGUGCCCUUGGUGGCUAUCAGAGCAGCGCCUGCCAAGGGCACCCCAAGGGUGUCCUGGGGGCCCCCCGGGUGCCUGGGACAGGGAGGAGGCGUGAUAGCAGGGGAGCGCCUGGGGACAGCCCCGUGUUUGGAGAGCUGAUAAGGCCUCCUGUGCCUUUGACGCCCAGGAGACUAUAAGACCGAGGGCCACUGCCCCGUCCCAGCAGGAGCUGGCAUCACCGGGGACAUGGCCGCGCUGCAGGAGAAAAAGUCCUGCAGCCAGCGCAUGGCUGAGUUCCAGAACUACUGCUGGAACCCCGACACGGGCCAGAUGCUGGGCCGCACCCCGAUCCGGUGGGUGUGGAUCAGCCUGUACUACGUGGCCUUCUACGUGGUCAUGACGGGGCUCUUUGCCCUGUGCCUCUACGUCCUGAUGCAGACCAUUGACCCGUACACACCUGACUACCAGGACCAGCUAAAGUCACCAGGGGUGACCCUGAGGCCGGACGUGUACGGGGAGAGAGGGCUGCAGAUCUGCUACAACGUCUCCGACAGCAGCUCCUGGGCGGGCCUCACACACAGCCUCCACCGCUUCCUGGCAGGCUACUCCCCCGCGGCCCAGCAGGACAACGUCCACUGCACGUCAGAGCAGUACUUCUUCCAGGAGAGCUUCAGGGCUCCCAACCACACCAAGUUCUCCUGCAAGUUCACCGCAGACAUGCUGCAGAACUGCUCCGGCCUGCCGGACCCCGACUUCGGCUUUGGGGAAGGAAAGCCGUGUUUCAUCAUUAAGAUGAACAGGAUCGUCCGGUUCCUGCCCAGCAACGACACAGCCCCCCGAGUGGACUGCACUUUCUUGCUCUCCAAGGUGCCCCAGUGUGGAGAGACCACUGCACCAUGUCGCCUUGUCCUCUUACUGGAUUAUUUACAGAAGUCUCUCAGGUCCCUAACAGCCAUGGCCAUUCAAUCAGGCCAGUAGGGGACUGCUGGGGGGUGGCAGGACGCUCGGGCAAAUCCCAGUUUUUUUCCCAAAACCACUGCCACUGACAUAUUCUAGGGUCUGUUUUUAGCACUGAGCUGCCCACAGGUCCACAUGUGGCCUUCGGCCCACCGACAGGACACGUCCCACCAGGUGGCCCUCUGUCCUCGCAGGGCAGGCGGGUGGGAGCAGUCUGUUUGGGCUUUCUCCUGGGUGGUGCGGGCAUGGUGUGGCCGGCUGGGAGCAGCACGGGCCAGGCCCCUCGCUCGUUCUCUGACGAGCUUGGGCUCCCCCAACGAGCCCAACAUGUGCCGCAAGGAGGCGCGGACACUCUGGAGAGCCACCGACCCCAAGCCAGGACCCCGGGCAGGCACGUGAACGCCUGUGCACAGGCUCCACCCGGCACCCACUCAGCCCCGGCUC
Molecule: messenger RNA, 1389 nt
Organism: Ictidomys tridecemlineatus (thirteen-lined ground squirrel)
Lineage: Eukaryota; Metazoa; Chordata; Mammalia; Rodentia; Sciuridae
Source: RefSeq, a predicted model, not a curated record